Teleopsis dalmanni is the source of this 4045-nucleotide messenger RNA. RefSeq lists its product as uncharacterized. Gene Ontology annotation, molecular function: protein binding. The transcript has 3 exons. The coding region runs from base 1318 to 3900 and encodes 860 amino acids. The record is from RefSeq and is a predicted model, not a curated record. Lineage: Eukaryota; Metazoa; Arthropoda; Insecta; Diptera; Diopsidae.
GUUCAUUAUCAAAAUUUCUCUGUAUUUUUAAAUUAAUUUUCAAUUUUUUUAUUUAUUAAUUCUACACCAGUGAAAUAUGGCUUUGGAAAUUGGUUCUAGCGUUUUGGUUAUAUUUAUCGCACUAAUGCUCUCCUAUGCGCUAUUUUUUUUAAUUAUUUUCUUUGGAACUCAACCAUGUCUUAGGAGACUACGUGGAGAAUUAAUUGACGAUGUUGACUUCAGUGAAGUAGCUCAGGAACAUGGUAAUGUAGAUUAUAUAGAAGUGCCUCUACUAGCAAAUGACACAACUGUUAUUCAAGUGGAAGAAACUGAAAAUGAACCAGAUAUAGAAGAAAAUGUUUCCUAUGUCAAUGAAAAUCUGUUGAAAUAUGAAGAACACAUUACCAACUAUGAGGAAAAUGAAGUGGCAUGUUCUGCAUGAAUUUGAUAUUUAUGUUGCAAGACGACCAUCCAACUCAGUGAGCAAUGGACGAGCACAUUGCAGAGACGCGACACCCGUCAACCGUGUUCACUUGCAAUAAAGAAGAAGCAUAAACAGAAUUCGCAAAUGCACUGCAACACACCGUGAAUUGCAAAUAAUAAGACCGAGAAAAACAAACCCAAAACCCGAAAACAGACACAAACAAAUUGCCAAUUCAAUUGGAAUUGAAGUGACUGAAACGUGCUGCAUUAUCCUUCGUUGGCGCAAAGGUGUCAAUGCAAAAAUAAAAGCGAAUUUGUAGUAGCAUAAAAUAGGAGAUGCAACAAUGUCAAUGGCUGCGUAAUGCGCACCUGAAACUGCUCAAUUGCAAACGACGUGCCACGCACAACCUGAACCGAACCAGUGGAAACUGCAUCCAGAGUUGCUAUUUGGAUCUGUGUGAGUUUUGCUGAUUGCUUAACAACUCUGUUGCAGCAGCUGCCUGCCUUUAUGCUGUGAAAACAUUUUAUUUUGCUGAUUCUGCAACUGCCAAACUGAUAGAGUCACAAACACUGAGCACUGAGCACUGAGCAUUGAACACACCAAAACUAAAAAAGGGAAUUGGAAAAACCAAAUCAGAACGAAACUUUCCAAAACAACUGCAAAUUUUGUUUUUAUCAAAAGAACUGCGCUGCUCUGAUUCAUUGCCACGCGCGCGGUACGGAACUCGACGACUAUUUGACGCGCACACUACAAAGGCUAGCAACAGAUUUUAGCCAUUAACUGAUUCCACAGUUGCAACUAUUGUUGCAAUUGCAUGUGCAACUGGCACGUUAAGCUCACUGGUUGCAGUGUGCGUAAUAUGUGCUAACAAAUUUUCACUUGAAAGGACACCACAGUUACCGAAUGUUAUCAAUAUGAAAAUAAAUUGCGUUGCAAUUUGCCUUUCAGUUGUAUGCCUCUUCGUGCUGUCAUGCCUUCCAACUGCGACAGGCGACGAUUGGUCUGCAAGUUGUGCCUCAAACUGUACCUGCAAAUGGACUAACGGUAAGAAAUCUGCCAUCUGCAGUUCCUUAGAGCUCACCACGAUUCCAACGACACUUAGCACGGAACUGCAAGUUCUUGUGCUAAACGAUAACCACAUACCGUAUCUGAAUCGGGAGGAGUUCACAAAUUUGGGUUUACUCAACUUGCAACGCAUUUACCUUAAAAAAUCCGAGAUUCAAUAUGUCCACAAGGAAACCUUUAAGAAUCUCAAAAUCCUGGUUGAAAUAGACUUAUCGGACAACAAAAUUGAAAUGAUUGACAAGGACACCUUUAUGGGCAAUGAUCGUCUACGCAUUUUGUACUUGAAUGGUAACCCAUUAAAGAAGUUGGUUGCCUAUCAAUUUCCAAUACUGCCACAUCUACGCACUUUGGACUUACACAAUUGUCUGAUAUCAUAUAUAGACCCCAUGGCCCUGGCGAACCUUAACUUGCUAGAAUUUUUGUAUUUGAAAAAUAAUUUGCUUGAAAGCCUGAGUGAGUACGUCUUCCAGCACAUGAAUAACCUGAAAACGCUGGUAAUGGAUGAAAAUCCUUGGCAGUGCAAUUGCAAAUUGCGCAAAUUUCGCAGUUGGUACGUGAAGAGUAAACUGAACAGCAUCAGCCUUAUAUGUAAAGGGCCGCCAGCUUAUAAAGAUAAACCCUGGGAACAAGUGGACGAAGAGUUAUUUGGCUGCUCACCAAGAGUAGAAAUAUUCAAUAAUGAGGAUGUGCAAAAUAUUGACAUAGGCAGUAAUACCACAUUUAGUUGUCUAGUUUACGGUGAUCCGCUGCCCGAAGUCACGUGGGAGUUAAAUGGUAAAAUACUGGACAACGACAAUGUCAUUUUCGAUUCGGAAAACAUUGCUUCAGACAAACUCUGGAGUAAUUUAACAGUAUUCAAUAUGACAAGUCUUGAUGCAGGUACUUACGCAUGUAGCGGCUCAAAUGCAGUGGGCGCAACAUCGCAGAAUAUUAGCAUUUACCUCACAGAAAUUGUACAACAUGUUCUGGUAAAAACACCGGAAACCUUUUGGUACUUUGGUUUGAUUAUGGGUACAUUUGGUACGGUUUUCCUACUUAUACUCAUCUCGUUCGUGGUGUGCUUUUGCAAGCGCACAACACGUCAGCGCAGACAUCCGAACAAACCAGGCGUUAAGGCGAGUGUAAGUUUUAACGAUCAAGAAAAGAAACUGCUAGACCUAAGUAUAACAACUACGACUAACGACCGUGGCGAUAGUUGCAUCAUCGACAAUAACACCACAACUACCAUGAGUAAGACGGAAUCAGUUAUAGGUUUUGAGCCCAUUGAAAUUCAUGCAGUUGAUAAUCAUCGAUCAAACCACAGUCACCAUGGUGUUUUACUCACUGGCCAACAUCAAAUAUCUCAUCAGCAGCAAAUGCAGCAACAUCAUAUGCAUUUACCAAACUCCAGUGGUGCAAAUAGUUUAAUGAACAACCGCCAGCAGCUCAUUGCUGUAGCUGAUGGUUCGUGUAGCGUUGUUGGCAUACCAACAUCUAUGGCAUCUUCCUCAGGUCUACAUCCGAAUCCUAUACCAGAGGAGUUUCCCCUGAACGUCGGUGUAUUUCCACCACCACCGGAAUUUUGUUCUAACGUUGUACCAAACCCCGGAUAUGGCAAUAUAUUUAUUAGUGUAUCUGUGACACAGGAUAUGCUAGACGGUGCUGAUAUUAAUAUGUACCCAGAUUUGCUUAACAUACCGAAACGCCUACAGGAUAACACAGUACAAAGUGGUACUUCGAGUACAGCUGUUACUUGUAGCACUGCUGGUGCUAUAUUGCCCCCGCCUGGCACGGCUGUCAAUGUAUCCUCUUUCGCAACUCUGCCACGUAACACACAUCGACGUGGCAUACUGAAAAAGGAAUCAUCAUUACAACAUCAACAUAUGCUGCAGCAGCAAUCACUAACGCAGCAAACUAACUUGUAUCCACAUGAUGAAAUUGUAUCCUAUCACAAUCUCGAUACAAGCUAUAGUCAAGCCUAUCAAGAGCAUCAGCAGCAGCAGCAACAACAACAGCAACAACAGCAUCUAAAGCACGCAUCCAAUAUUGUCGGUCUACCACCACCGCCACCACCACCUGCAGCGUGCCUACACAAUCAAGCUUUACCGCCUAACUGUAGCACACCACCAAUUGAUGCAACGCCCAUGCGUCCACUGUGCAAAAGUGCAGCUGGCGCUGGUUGCUUAAAAUACGAUAAUAUGGGUCGUCGUUUUACUGCAAGUGGAAAUUCAACACUUUCGCUGCCCGAUGAGGAACGCCUGGAAAGCGAAACGCAUUUCAACGAGGGCGAACCCUUGACUAAGACACCUGCAGCUACUGGAAUCACAAAGCAAUCAUUGAAUUGCAAGCAACAAGACUGCAACCAACAACAGCAACAACAAAAUGCGAAUUCUAGUGCCACUGCUAAUUUAACAGCUGACAGUGGGGGCGGAGUAGAGUUCGUGUCACUGUAGUAUUACGGGACCCAAGUGUAAAUAUGUUUAAAGUAGGCGCAGUUGAUAUAUUUGUAGGCAAAUUAAGAUAACCUGAAUCCAUAAGCUAAAGAAAAUUGAGAAUUAAUAAAUAAAGAAAAAGAAAAUUUUUCAAAAUUUAACAAAA